UUCAUGGACCCAAACCCUCGGCUGUCCGUCCCUCUGUAACGGGCUGCAGCGGGUGAACCAUCCUGGACACAAACCUGGGACGUUUUGCUUUUUCUUCUGUCGCUGCUUUUCCCAGGCGUCAUGUCUUUUGGCACCAACAUAAAAGCUGGCUUCUCCGUGCGGGACAUCCUGGAUCUGCCAAACCCGAACGCGAGAUGCGGCUCCGGGACCGAGGAGACCGAGGAAGACGAGACCGAGGAGGCCUCCGCGGAGGUUUCAGGGUCGGAAAACGCGAGUUUGUGCGAGCGCGGAAGCUUCGGCAGGUGGAGCCGCGGAUCCGGUAACCUGCACUUCUCCUUACACGGUCUGUCCUUAGAGGCCCAUACCGAGUCCAAAUCUCCCGAGCUCUUCACGGACGAGUCUCCGGACGCAGAGGGAGACCCGGCGCGCAGCGCGUCGCAGAAGAGCCGCAGCAGGAAGCGGCGGGUGCUCUUCUCCAAAGCGCAGACCUUGGAGCUGGAGCGCCGCUUCCGGCAGCAGCGCUACCUCUCCGCCCCGGAGAGGGAACACCUGGCCGGGCUGAUCCGCCUCACCCCGAACCAGGUGAAGAUCUGGUUCCAGAACCACCGCUACAAGAUGAAGCGGGCCAGGGUCGAGCACAGCUUGGAGGCGCUGCAGCUGCUGCCGGCCCGUCGGGUCGCCAUCCCGGUUCUGGUGCGGGACGGGAAGCCCUGCGACCGAAUCAUAGCGGGGGACCUGGAGACGACUCUAAGGUCCGGUCUGAGCCUGCCUCUGUGUGCCUAUUCCCCGCUGCUGCAUCCCGCUUAUGGCCCGGGGCACCCCGGGAUGCCGCAGCAGCACGCAGGAGUGCAGCAGCUGGCGCACAUGUACCACUGGAGCUGGUGAAGCCCGAGACAAACUUUCAUGGAUACAAUUCAUAAGACGUCCACGUUACAACCUGGUGUUCGCCUUAAAAUUAUUGUUUUUCUUCGCAGAAUCGGCUCUUUUUUGAAUGGAGUUUGGUAAAUAUCAGGAUCUGUAUUUCACAGAAAGAUAAUAAAGGAUGUGUCUUGAAACAAGGCAAAACAAAACAAGAAAAUUUAAAUCUUAAAGUUGAAGCACAAGUACUUAUAUUCUAUCAAUUUUCCCUGUCGGUUUCUGUUUUCAACCUUUCAUCCAGAUUGUAGGACAUUUACUCCUGUAAUGGCGAAAUUCCCUAAAAAAAGAUCCUUUCAUAUCUGGCACAACCUGGAGAAGUUGCUGUUUUUCAUUUUUAUCACACAAAAGCUUUUCCCCUCUCCCGACGCGCAAAACGUCUAAAACUACAGAGCUUGUUGUUUAAUACGUGAAAGAAAAAGAAUGAAGUGGAACUGAUGGUCAAACAGAUCAAACCAAACGUUUUCCUGUUGUUGUUGUUGUUGUUGUUGUUAUCGUUGUGUUUUUCUGCAAAAGUGUCACUUUUAUCUCGCGACUGUUUCCGUGAGUUUUAUAAAUCUAUUUAUAUGUUGACCGGUGAGUUGUUUUGUAAUAAGCUGGAUAUUUAUGA
Messenger RNA from Micropterus salmoides (largemouth bass), 1525 nucleotides. Its product is annotated as homeobox protein Nkx-2.2a-like. Gene Ontology annotation, cellular component: nucleus. The record is from RefSeq and is a predicted model, not a curated record. Gene Ontology annotation, molecular function: RNA polymerase II cis-regulatory region sequence-specific DNA binding; DNA-binding transcription factor activity, RNA polymerase II-specific. Gene Ontology annotation, biological process: cell differentiation; regulation of transcription by RNA polymerase II. The transcript is spliced from 2 exons. Bases 121 to 885 code for a protein of 254 amino acids. NCBI's taxonomy places the organism in Eukaryota, Metazoa, Chordata, Actinopteri, Centrarchiformes, Centrarchidae.